Molecule: messenger RNA, 861 nt
Organism: Punctularia strigosozonata HHB-11173 SS5
Lineage: Eukaryota; Fungi; Basidiomycota; Agaricomycetes; Corticiales; Punctulariaceae
Exons: 3
Coding region: 1-861 (286 amino acids)
Biological process (GO): DNA replication; DNA damage response
Cellular component (GO): nucleus
Molecular function (GO): double-stranded DNA binding
Source: RefSeq, a predicted model, not a curated record
AUGCCUCGUGCUGAAGUUGGAACGCCAAAGUACUUGGCGAACAAGAUGAAGUCCAAGGGGCUGCAGCGCUUGCGGUGGUACUGCCAAGUCUGCGAGAAACAAUGCCGGGAUGAAAACGGCUUCAAGUGUCAUGCGCAGUCCGAGUCGCAUCUACGACAGAUGCUCGUCGUAGGCGAGAACGCUGGCCGGCACAUCUCGGAUUUUUCGCAACAGUUCCAAUAUGAUUUCGUUCAGCUGCUCUCGAGAAGAUUUGGCACGAAGCGGGUGAAGGCAAACACGGUUUACCAAGAAUUCAUCCAGGAUAAGAACCAUUUGCACAUGAACGCCACCCGCUGGGUGACCCUGACCGAGUUCAUCAAGCACCUUGGUCGCUCCGGUAUUGCGCGCGUCGACGAGACAGAGAAAGGCUGGUUCAUCGCCUGGAUCGACAACUCACCGAAGGCACUCGCGAAGCAGGAGGCGUCGAUGAAGAAGGACCGCAUGACGAUGUCGGAUGAGCAACGCGAGCGGCUACUCAUCCAGGAACAGAUCGAGCGUGCACGGGAGGAGGCUGCUGAGGCGGGCCCUAGCCGCGCCAAAUCCGUGGAGAUACCAGAAGAGGAGAAAGUGCUGAAGCGGGAGGAAGGGAAGGAGAAGGUUACGCUGUCUUUGUCCUUGAAAGCGCCCGCUCUGGCCCAGGCUCCCGCUGCUCCAGUCACUGCUCCAGCGCCCGUCAAGUUUAACGCAUUCAAAGCCGCUGCGAAACCUGCUGCGGUCAACCCUUUAAAGCGACCCAAUCCGUUGAAGGCUGCUGGGAAAGCAUCGAAUGCAGAGCAAGAUGCAAAGCGGCGGAAGAUGGAGAGUCCAGCUCUGACCGCGUAG